AGCUGUUUUUGAACAUUUGAAUGUCUUCAAAUAUGACGAUAGAUAGUUGUCGCUCACUUUGGGUGAGCGUAUGUAGCCGGAGUUUAGCUUGUUCCUCGUAGGAACUAGCUAGCUUAGGUUGCUAACUAGCUCGCCUAUCAACAGCUGGAGAGAGACAGCUGUCAACAGAGAACACCGAAGUAUUGACAUUACUGGUCAUUAAACAUUUCAGUUUUGCCAUUUUACAUUUUACACGACAUUUAAGCACGGUUUUAAUAGCGUCUCAACCAGUGACGGCUACUGUAACUACUAGGCGAGGGUGCACAGCACUGUGUCAAAAGGUCCUCGCCAUGGAGCUGGCUCACAGUCUGCUGCUCAAUGAAGAUGCCUUGGCCCAGAUCACUGAAGCAAAGAGGCCUGUCUUCAUCUUUGAAUGGCUCCGCUUCUUGGAUAAAGUUCUUGUGGCUGCAAAUAAGGUGGAUGUGAAGGAGAAGCAGAAGAAGCUGGUGGAACAGCUGACAGGGCUGAUCAGCAGUGCUCCUGGACCACCAACAAGGAAACUGCUGGCCAAAAACCUCGCCACCCUCUACAGCAUCGGUGACACCUUCACAGUUUUCCAGACUCUGGAUAAAUGCAAUGACAUCAUCAAAAGCAAAGAUGACACACCUGCAUACCUGCCAACAAAACUUGCUGCAGUGGCAUGUGUUGGAGCUUUUUAUGAGAAGAUGGGCAGAAUGCUGGGAAGCUCCUUUCCAGACACAAUUAAUAAUCUUUUGAAGGCAUUAAAGAGUGCAGAGUCCCAAGGCAGAGGAGAGAUCCUCCUCAGCCUGCAGAAGGUGCUCAGUGGGCUAGGUGGGGCUGCAGCUUCAUGUCACAGAGAUAUCUACAAGAAUGCCCGCUCCCUACUCACAGACAGGUCCAUGGCCGUGCGCUGUGUGGUAGCAAAGUGCCUGUUGGAGCUACAGAAUGAGGCGGUAUUCAUGUGGACCACAGAACUGGAGAACAUGGCCACGUUGUGUUUCAAGGCCCUGGAGGGAUCCAACUAUGGUGUUCGAGUAGCGGUGGCCAAACUGCUGGGGACAGUCAUGGCUACUGCUUUGAUGCCCAAACAAGCAGCUGUGAUGCGUCAGAAUGUGAAGCGGGCCACUCUGGAGGAGGUGCUGGAGCUAAUGGCCACUGGAUUUCUGCGUGGUGGAUCUGGCUUCCUGAAGAGCGGAGGGGAAAUGUUAAAGGGGGGAGGCUCUGUCAGCAGGGAGGUGCGGGUGGGCGUCACACAGGCCUACGUUGUAUUUGUGACUACACUUGGUGGUCAGUGGCUGGAGCGCAACUUCGCCACAUUCCUGUCCCAUGUUUUGGACCUGGUGUCUCACCCGCGGGCCACGCAGACACACGUUGAGGCUGUGUACUCACGUCGCUGUGUCUCCUUCAUGCUUCGCGCCACCCUGGGGGGCUUACUUGGAGAGAAAGCACAAAUUGCAGCCGGCAAAGAAAUCUGCCAAGCCAUCAGCAAGCAAAUGAGGGCUGUGGGUAAGGAGGAUGGGGGGGAAAUGUCACGGUUCAGAGCACUGCAGAAGGCAGUUGUGAAUGACAUCAGUGGAGAGAACAAGGCAGGGGCAGCUGACGUCUCUGCCAGUCAGCAUGUUAUGGUGUGUGCAUUGAAAGAACUGGGCAGUCUAGUUCAGAGCUUGAGUGCCACAGCCUCACCACUCAUCCAGGAGCCUUCUAUAGGACUUCUUGAGACUGUGACUUCAGUGCUGCUGCACCCAAGCAUGGCAGCUCGUUUGGCGGCAGCCUGGUGUCUGCGGUGUGUUGCCGUGGCCCUGCCCUAUCAGCUGACCCCACUGCUGGACCGCUGCGCAGAGAGAAUCAACAACCUGAAGAGUUCACCCGAAGCUGUGAGCGGCUACAGCUUUGCGAUGGCUGCUCUGCUGGGAGGCGUACACCAGUGCCCACUGGGUAUCCCCCAUUCCAAGGGCAAGUUAGUUGUGAGUAUAGCUGAAGAUCUCCUGCGGACAGCUGCUCAGAAUAGUCGACUGUCCCUGCAGCGCACACAGGCUGGAUGGCUUCUAUUAGGGGCCCUCAUGACUCUGGGUCCCGCCCUUGUACGCUAUCACCUCCCCAAGAUGUUGCUGCUGUGGAGGAAUGUGUUUCCUCGCUCGCAGAAGGAGCUGGAGGCAGAAAAGGCGAGAGGAGACUCCUUCACCUGGCAGGUCACCCUGGAGGGCCGAGCUGGAGCGCUGUGCGCCAUGCGUAGCUUUGUGGCCCACUGUCCCGAGCUGCUCACAGAAGAUGUGAUCCGUAGACUGAUGACUCCCAUUGAAUGUGCCAUGACCAUGAUGUCUCAUGUCCCUGCCAUCAUUAAGGUCCAUGGUGCUCAUCUGAAAGCAAGUGCAGCGAUGGUGAGGCUCAGGUUGUACGAUAUCCUGGCUCUAUUGCCUCCGAAGACCUAUGAAGGUAGUUUCAAUGCCCUCCUGAGGGAGCUGGUGGCUGAGUUCACUUUGACAGACAACUCGGCUAACACCACUACCUCUUUGCUGCGCUCUCUCUGUCACUAUGACGACAGUGUGCUCAUGGGCUCCUGGCUACAGGAGACUGACCACAAAUCCAUUGAGGAUCAACUGCAGCCCAACAGUGCGUCUGGCAGCGGAGCUCUGGAACACGAUCCCUCCUCCAUCUACCUGCGUGUCCCUGUAGGUGAGGCCAUCCCAGGGCCUCUCCCUUUGGGUGUAUCUGUCAUUGAUGCUUCUGUGGCUCUGUUUGGUGUGGUUUUCCCGCAUGUCUCCUUCAAACACAGGCUGCAGAUGCUAGACCACUUUGCAGAGUGUAUAAAGCAGGCUAAAGGUGUUCGACAGCAGGCAGUCCAACUAAACAUCUUUACUGCAGUGCUUAGUGCCCUCAAGGGUUUGGCCGAGAACAAGAGUAGUCUGGGUCCAGAGGAGGUUCGUAAGUCGGCCCUGGCCCUGGUGAUGGGAGCUUUGGACAAUCCUAACCCCAUCCUGCGCUGUGCUGCUGGAGAGGCCCUGGGCAGGAUGGCUCAGGUGGUGGGAGAGGCUACCUUCAUCGCCAGAAUGGCACAGACCAGCUUUGACAAACUGAAGUCGGCACGUGAUGUAGUUUCAAGGACAGGCCAUUCACUGGCUCUCGGCUGUUUGCAUCGAUAUGUUGGAGGAAUUGGCUCAGGCCAGCACUUAAAGACCAGUGUCAGCAUCCUAUUGGCUCUGGCACAGGAUGGGUCCUCUCACGAGGUCCAGACAUGGGCUCUGCACUCUCUGGCCCUGAUCGUGGACUCCAGUGGUCCCAUGUACAGAGGCUACGUGGAGCCCACCCUGUCCCUGGUGCUCACCCUGCUCCUCACUGUGCCCCCAUCUCACACAGAGGUGCACCAGUGUUUGGGCCGCUGCCUGGGAGCUCUCAUCACCACUGUGGGACCCGAAUUACAGGGAAAUGGAGCCACUAUCUCCACCAUUCGCUCGUCCUGCCUGGUUGGUUGUGCCAUAAUGCAGGACCACUCGGACUCCCUUGUGCAGGCAGCUGCCAUCUCAUGUCUGCAGCAGCUGCACAUGUUCGCUCCACGCCAUGUCAACCUGUCAAGCCUGGUGCCCUGUCUCUGUGUAAGAGAUAUGUUUCAGACUAUAAGUAUGGUACUAGCGUUUGUCUUAAUCCUAAUCAUAAUUUCCUACUGUGCUAUGGGAACCCUGCAGGUGCAUCUAUGUAGCUCUCACCUAUUGCUGCGUCGUGCUGCCGUGGCCUGCCUGAGACAGCUCGCCCAGAGAGAGGCUGCAGAGGUCUGUGAGUAUGCUAUGAGCCUGGCGAGGAGAGCAGGAGACAGCAAAGACAACACUACAAUCAAUCUGAACAUUACAGAGACUGGUCUGGAGGGUGUUCUUUUUGGCAUGCUGGAUCGGGAGACAGACAGGAAGCUUUGUUCUGAUAUCCAUGACACACUGGGGCACAUGCUAUCGUCUCUUGCUGUGGAAAAGCUUUCUCAUUGGCUGAAACUUUGCAAGGAUGUCCUGGCAGCAACUACAGAUGUAGGAGGAGCCGUUGCAUUCGAGGUGGAAAAGGAUGAGGAAGACUCAGAGAAAAAAGACGAGAUGGACGAUGACACCAUGUUCACAGGCCUGGGCGAAGACGACAAAUCCAAGCCCUCUGUGGCUCCGCGCUGGGUGACGCGGGUGUUUGCCGCCGAUUGCUUGUGCCGCAUCAUCCUGCUGUGUGAGAAUGCAGACAAAGUGCACUUCGACCUGGCAGCUGCCCGCUGUGCACAAGCCAAGAACCCCAAAGGAGAUCUGUUGGUGCUCCAUUUGUCUGACCUCAUCCGCAUGGCCUUCAUGGCAGCAACAGACCACAGUAACCAGCUGAGGAUGGCUGGCCUCCAGGCCCUGGAGGACAUCAUUAAAAAGUUUGCAUCCGUACCAGAGCCUGAGUUCCCAGGGCACGUUAUCCUGGAACAAUACCAGGCUAAUGUCGGAGCUGCCCUCAGACCCGCAUUUUCGCCUGAUACACCGUCUGACAUAACAGCUAAGGCAUGCCAGGUGUGUAGUACGUGGAUUGGUAGUGGCGUAGUCAGUGACCUCAAUGACCUGCGGCGAGUCCACAACCUGCUCGUGUCAUCGCUGGACAAGGUGCAGGCUGGAAAGGGUUCAUCCAGUCAGCUGUACAGUGAGAGUGCAACCACGAUGGAGAAACUGGCUGUGCUGAAGGCGUGGGCUGAGGUGUAUGUGGUGGCGAUGAAGAUCAAGAAAGAGGCCGAGUCUAAACCUGCCAAGCCAGUCAGAAGCGGAGACGACGAUGAGGAUGAGGAGGAUCUGGGCGCCGACGUGCUUCCACCCGACAGUCUCAUCACAUUGGUGCAGCCAGAGCUGCCCUCGCUGAGCCGCCUGUGGCUGGCCAUGCUGCGGGACUACGCUCUGCUCACUCUGCCUGCUGAGUUCUCCAGUCAGCUGCCCCCUGAUGGUGGAGCGUUUUAUACUCCUGAGACUAUAGACACAGCAAGGCUCCACUACCGCAGCUCCUGGGCCCCUGUCCUGCAUGCUGUGGCCCUUUGGCUGAGCAGCACCGGGUUUGGAGCUGCUGAGGAGAAAGAAGAGGUCCCAUCAGCUCCCUCCAAGGCCCCUGCCCUCCCUCAAGGAGCCCCCUCCGCCACAAAGACCCUUGAGGAGUCAGUCAAAGACAGGAUGCAUCUAAUGUUGGGUGUCAGUAUAGAGUUUCUUUGCUUCCCCCGGCCAGAGGAGCCCAUUGAACAUGUGAUGUCUUGCCUGCAGGCGCUGUGCACUCUGCUAGAAUCUCCUUGUGCUAAGAUCCAUAUCGCAGAGGACCAGCUGUUGGCAGUGGAGCUCCUGAACGUGCUCCACAGGCUGCUGUUGACCCGGGACCCUCCUGCUGUCCAGCUCCAGGUCACUGCUGUGGUACAGGAGACCAUCAGGGCUGCACAGGACCAGCUGCAGCGACAGAAGACCAGCAAGGGCAAAGAGGAGGAAGGUGAGAAAGACUCUCAGCCCAGUCUAGGGGAAGGAGGAGACACAGGGGAGCUCGUCCCUGGCAAGUCUCUAGUGUUUGCAGCAAUGGAGCUGCUCGUGUUCAUCCUGGUCCGCCACUUACCACAGCUUAAUACACGUGUGAAGGAGUCACCCAGUCAUGUGCCACUCAGGCCUCAGCGACUACCCGAAGAAAGUGCACGCCUGGUGGCAAACACAGUUUCAAUCUUGGCAGAACUGCCCUCGCUCUGCUCUCCUGCUGGAAGCAUGACUAUCCUACCUACGGUGCUCUUCCUAAUCACCGGGGUACUGAGGGAAACUGCAGUUAAGACGUCCGACAACUCGUUGCCUGUGCCUGUGUCAGCUGCCCUGCAGGGCAUCAAGACCAUCAUCACCUCCCCACUGGCCCGGGUGGAGAGCAUGCAGACACAGUGGACCGGCCUCUUGAGGAGCAGCCUGGCAUCUGUGCUGGAGUACUCACAGCCAGAUGAGUCCAGGCCUGACAUGGAUGAGGUCACUAUGUUGACGGCGAUAACACUCUUCCUGCUGUCUGCCAGUAAUGAACUUGUAGGAGUGACAGUCCUGCAGAAGGGCUGCAUGGACCGCUUCCGAAACGGCCUGAACUCUUACGAUCCAGGGGUUCAGGCCCGGUGUUACCAGCUGCUGUUGUCAGUGUUUCAGCACUCCAGCCGUGCCCUGUCUACCCCGUACAUCCACGCUCUGGCUCCACUCAUGGUGGAGAAGCUGAAGGCAGUAGAGCGCAGUCGGCCAGGAACUGCUGCUGAGCUGCAGGCUGUGCAGGAGGGCAUCAGGGUCCUGGAGAGUCUGGUUGGCAUGGUUGAAGAGCAGAACCGAGUGCAGUUGCUUGCUCUUCUUGUACCCACUCUCGUCUCCUACCUUUUGGAUGAAAAUGCCAUCUCCUCUGCGCCCCAAGUCUCCAAAGGCCUGCAUGAUUUUGCCCUUCAGAACUUAAUGAGGAUUGGCCCCCUCUAUCCAGCCGCCUUCAAGAUAGUAAUUGGUGCAGCACCUGAGCUUAAAACCCGUCUGGAAUCUGCUAUACGAGCCAACCAGGCCAGCAGCAAAGCCAAAGCUGCAGCCAGGCAAGCUCAGCCAACUGUGCAAGCUGCACCAACCAUCAAACUCAAGACAAGCUUCUUCUGAGCACUCCAAAAAUGCACUGUACACUCUCACAGCCUAAUUUAAUGUUGUAUUUUUUGGUUUGUUGUGUUUUCUGUCAAGAGUACCACAUGUCAUGUCUGUAACAACGAAAGUUUCUUAAAUGUAUUUAUUUAUUCUACAUCUCAUCUCUGUUUUUAAUGAAUGGGAACUCUUGAAGUUGAAGUCAAGAAGGCAGUGAUGUAAAUAUGAUUAAAAAGCCUUUGAAUGUUAACUAUUAAAAAAAAAAACCUCACUUUAAAAUCUGUAGAAAAUUUUGAUCAUUUGAAUGUAUCAUUUCUGGACUUGAUGCACAUAUAUAAAGGGACACAAUAUACAUUCUUAUUUUUCCAGUAGGUUCUUUUUUUUUUCCUGAUCUUGUUCUUUUUGUCCAGUAAUCAUCCCUCUCUCUGAGUUGAUGUUUACUGUUCACUGCCAUUUUUCUCUUUUUGAUUUGACAUCACCAUGAGCAUGGCAGUUGUUAUAUUCCAGUCAUGCGUGUUUCUUUAAUGGAGCUUGUUUAGUAUAUGGCACUGGGGUCUUCUGAUUGUUACUAACGGGUAUUUCUUUUUUUCUUUUUUUUUUCUUUUUUUGAAAAGGUCAUUUGCUCUUAAAUUAUGUUGUAAACAUUCGACCACAUUCUUUAAAACACAGCUGAGAAAUUAGUUUUGAUCAUCAUUUUGUGCCCAAGAUGAGAUUUUAUUAGAACCCAUAGAUUAUUAAAAUCAUCAGGCUUUCAAAUUGUUUUUAGGUAGAAAUUGCCAUUCUCACAGAGACCGUUUAUUGGUCUGCUCAUAAGUGGGGGAAUACUACAUCAUUGAAUGUAUGUUCUGCAUAUCAUACAGAUUGUUGAUUUCCUUGAUCCAUAGAUAUUUGUAAUAGUUACAUAAUAACCGAGCAUCAGCUGCCAUCAGAAAUUGGCAGACUUGUCGAAAUGGCCCUAUGUAAUAAUCUGCUCUCAUUUCUUUGAAAUGUGAAUAAAGUUGCUUUGACCUCA
Xiphias gladius (swordfish) is the source of this 7608-nucleotide messenger RNA. RefSeq names its product HEAT repeat containing 5B (gene heatr5b). The record is from RefSeq and is a predicted model, not a curated record. Gene Ontology annotation, biological process: intracellular protein localization; retrograde transport, endosome to Golgi; endocytosis. Lineage: Eukaryota; Metazoa; Chordata; Actinopteri; Istiophoriformes; Xiphiidae. The transcript has 35 exons. Gene Ontology annotation, cellular component: membrane; endocytic vesicle; Golgi apparatus. Bases 330 to 6617 code for a protein of 2095 amino acids.